CGCGGCAGUAAACAUGGCGCAUGGCUAGUCCUUGUGUGCAUUCAGUCCUGAAUGCUGUGAACUUUUGUUUCACAGAUUGAAACCUUACUAAUUUCGUUACUGUUGGAGCUCGAGGUUUCUUGUGUAGGGUGCUGCGCUCUACAGGGUUUGACUGCAUUAAAGGGUAAAAGAGACGCACCAGUACAAUGGGGCGACGUUCAACCUCCUCCACCAAGAGUGGGAAGUUUAUGAAUCCCACCGACCAGGCCAGAAAAGAGGCCAGGAAAAGGGAGCUGAAAAAGAACAAGAAACAGAGGAUGAUGGUGAGGGCAGCAGUGCUGAAGAUGAAGGAUCCCAGACAGAUCAUCAGAGACAUGGAGAAAUUGGAUGAAAUGGAGUUUAACCCAGUGCAGCAGCCCUUGCUGAAUGAGAAGGUAUUGAGGGAUAAGAGGAAGAAACUACGUGAGACGUUUGAACGCAUUGUGCGCUUGUACGAGAGAGAGAAUCCUGACACCUACAAGGAGCUUCGUAAACUGGAAUUGGAUUAUGAAACCAAACGAGGGCAACUGGCUCUCUAUUUUGACUCAGUCAAGAAUGCAGAGUCAGUGGAGGUAGACAGUAUUCCUUUACCAGAUAUGCCUCAUGCUCCUUCCAAUAUCCACAUCCAAGACAUCCCAUUGCCGGGGGCUCAACCGCCCUCCAUACUGAAGAAGAACUCCUCCUUUGGUAAAGGGCCUCUUUCAUCAUCGUCUGGCCCUGUGUUGGCAACAGUACCAGGUGUUCCACGUUUACCUCCAGGGAAGAAGCCUCCUGGACCCCCGCCUGGGCCCCCACCUCCACAAGUCCUUGCACUCUAUGGCAUUCCAUCUCGACGACCUUACGGCACGGAAACCGAACCAUCCAUUCCUGGUUUUGAAAAGGAUACUGGAAUGGAUCUGGGAAGAGAUCGGGACAGUGGAAGUGAGAGUGAUAGAGAUCGAGAUGAUGUAGAAGACGAUGACAGUGACAGUGACGAGGACAGCGAUGAAGAACGAGAUGAAGGAGGAGAUGGUGACCAGAGAAUGAGUAUGGACAGGCUUGAUGAUGAGAGAGACAGAGAGGAGGACAGAGACAGAAGUGAAAGACAUGCUGGUCGCAGUGUACGUUUCGCAGAUAUACCUGCAGAGGCACCCCAUGACGGAAAACGGAAGAAAAAGAGACUAGUGAAGAAGACCAAAGCCAUCACUCCUCUACAGGCCAUGAUGUUGAGGAUGGCAGGUCAGUCAGUUCCUGAAGAAGAAGAGGAAGAGGAGGUAGAGGAAGAAUACACAGAUGAAUCAGAUGGUUCCGACAUUGAGGACAGGGGGCCGCCAGGGGACAACCAGUCCCACCUUAUGGCUGGUCAGCGUCUACCACCGCCUGCUGGACCAGUUGGACAGCAAGGGCCUCCACAUUUACAAGGUCCACCGAUGUCUGGUCCUCCACCGCUGGGUCCUCCCCCAGCUCCUCCAAUGAGGCCCCCUGGGCCACCCUCUGGCCCUCCACCUGGGCCACCACCUGGUGCUCCUCCUUUCUUGAGGCCUCCUGGUAUGCCUGGAGGUCUGAGGGGUCCCAUGCCACGUCUUCUGCCCCCUGGCCCUCCCCCAGGUCGGCCCCCUGGCCCACCACCUGGUCCCCCUCCAGGCCUCCCACCUGGCCCCCCACCACGAGGACCCCCUCCAAGAUUACCACCCCCAGGACCACCAGGUAUCCCACCUCCUCCUCCAAGGGCAGGGGGCCCCCAACGUCCACUUGCUCCCCCUCUGUCUCUCUUUCCUCCUCCCCUCAACUCCAAUGUGCUCAGUGCUCCUCCCAACAUUGUCCAGCGACAGAAAGCCCCAGGAUCCAACCAGGAUGUGUCACAGAGCAACCUGCCACCCCCAGCCAUGCCCAUGCCUAUGCGACCAGGUGUCAUGCAGAUGCCGCCUCCCCCAGGGACAGCUGCUGCCUCUUCAGGCUCCAAUCCAGGCAGCAACCCUGCUGGCCACCACCAUGCCACUAUCGAAAAAAGAGCCAACAUCACUUCUGUUGCAGCUGCAGGGGGGGCGUUGGCAGCAGGUGCAGGUGCUGGUGGGGCCACCAUCUCUGCCAAGCCACAGAUUAUCAAUCCCAAGGCGGAGGUCACCCGGUUUGUGCCAACGGCACUGAGGGUGCGUAGGGACAAGAGCGGAGCAGUACCUGGAGCUGCAGCCGGGCCUCUGGAGAAGACACUGGGUGGUGCUGGUGGAAGGAGGGUAGAUGAAAGCAUGGGAGGGGGUCAGGUACAGAAACAGCAGGCAGCUGCUGCUCAAAUGGUCAACCCAGCACAGAUGGGUGCUGUGUCUCAGCCCAACAUGAAGACUAAGGACCAGGUGUACGAAGCCUUUAUGAGGGAGAUGGAGGGACUCCUCUGAAACUCCAGAGGGUAUUGCAGGGAAAUAGUCGGCUGUGUGCUCUGAAUUUAAGGAGUACAUAUUUCAAAAGGUUACUUUGCAGAGUCAUUGUAAUUUUAAGGCAAUCCGCUACACCCAUGUCUCAGAUAAUUGAUAUGGCUGCUUUGCUCUUCAGCAGUUACGUCUUCAUUUUAUCUGGAGUAUUAUUUGUGACAUCAAAGAGAAUGUGAAUUUGACAUUCACAAUACCAUUAAUAUAUGAUUGGUUUCUUUCCCAGUAGGCAACUCAUACAAUGAACACUAUGCUCUGCACUGAAAGUAAUAUUGCACGACCAAGUGCUUUUGUUCUGUCUUCUUUUGUUCUUCCUGUUUUCCCUCCAGACAGCUCUAUCAUUUGGUGUGAUAAGUAAAGGCAUUUUUUAUGAUUGUAUGAUGUCAGUUGUUUAUUUUAAUAGUGAUAUCUUAAAGAUGUGACAUGAAAACAAACCUGUUGAAUGUUGGCAAAACACGUCUGACCCUAUUAGUUCUAUAGCCCAAUAAAUGCUUAAAUUGUUUUUAA
Molecule: messenger RNA, 2927 nt
Organism: Sphaeramia orbicularis (orbiculate cardinalfish)
Lineage: Eukaryota; Metazoa; Chordata; Actinopteri; Kurtiformes; Apogonidae
Gene: wbp11
Product: WW domain binding protein 11
Exons: 12
Coding region: 186-2390 (734 amino acids)
Biological process (GO): RNA processing
Cellular component (GO): spliceosomal complex
Source: RefSeq, a predicted model, not a curated record